UCCCAGGGCUGCAGGGGAGGGUGCAGGGCAGCCAGGAGGGUCCUCCAAAGAAGACCCCACUGGGUGCCUGGCUCCUGAGAGAGAGAGAAGGGAGCCUGGGAAGCUCCGCUUUGCAAGGGUUCAAAGGAACAGCGCAGAAGGCCAACCACGAGAGCCAUGGAGUCGUCAUUAUUAGGGACCCCCAAAGUCAUCUAGCCCAACCCCUGGGACUCGAACCCAGGACCCUGAGAUCAAAGAGACUCGUGUUCUACCAGCAGAUCUCUCCUGUCUUAUUCGGGUUUAUUUCUGCAAUUCACGUGGCUCCUCCUGGGUUCCUGAGAGAGAGAGAGAAAAUGUGAGCUUGGUUUGCUCCAGCUUGCAAGGGUAAAAAGGAACUGAGAUGCAUUGCUAGAGUGGACAGGAAAUAAAGGGAGCGAGGUCCUCCCGAGCCAAAGCCCCUCCCACUUUCCCAGGUUCCUCCCUGCAAGAGGGGGAAGGUGGCUUUCGUCUCCUCUGCAGGAGCCGCCUCAGUUUCCCUUCAGGGACCUGAAAGAUCAGUCUGAGUUGUGGUACAGUCCAGCCCUGGUUCCUAGAAAGACUCAUCCAUGUUUGCCCAGGGAACAUUCACCCAAUUGUGUAUUCAUUUUUAUCAGAAAAAAUGUAUUUGCUUUUUAGGAUUUGCUAAAACCACACAUUAGGACAGACAUAACUUUCAAUUUCUUGGAGGUGUCCUGAGAACAGAGAUGGAUGAGGAAGACUCGGCUGGCACUGAAGCAGGAAGAGGCCAUUCCAUCCUAACUCAUAGCCAUGGAGGAAUCUGGGGAAAGUCUGUCCAAAGGAUCCUGGGUGAUGAGGACGUCCUCCGCUCAGAUGUGCAGAGCCAGCAGCUCGGGCGGCUUUUCUACCAGGAGGCCAAAGGACCCCGAGAGUUUUGCAACCAACUCUAUCACCUUUGCUGUCGGUGGCUGAAGCCAGAAAGGCACACGAAAGCUGAGAUCCUGGACCUGGUGAUCUUGGAGCAGUUGUUGGCUCUCCUUCCUCCAGAGACAGAGAGCUGGGUGAGGGAAUGUGGAGCACAGACCAGUUCCCAGGCAGUGGCCUUGGCCGAAGGAUUCCUCCUGAGCCAGGCAGAGGAGAGAAAGCAGGCAGAGCAGCAGGGGAAGGAUCUGUUUGCAGAAAUCAGUCUUGAUUCCUCUGAGGUAGACAGAACUCCGUUGGACUCCAGAGAGAGGCCACUGGCAAGACCUGUCUGUCCAUCUUUUCUUGGUGGCGAAGGGGAAGCUGACAUCACGGAACUGGAUCAGGGUCCAGUGUGCUUUGAUGAUGUAGCUGUGUAUUUCACAGACGAGGAGUGGGCGCUGCUGGAUCCUAACCAGAGAGCUCUCCAUAAGGAGGUUAUGGAGGAGAAUUGUGGGAUCUUGGACUCUCUUGUUGCAGGUGGUGAUGAAUUGGAGAUGAAGAAUGAGGGAGACCACGAAAAAAUCCAUACAGUGGGGAAGUCAUAUCCAUAUUCAGAGUGUGGAGAGAACUUCAGUCAGAGCUCCCAUUCCACUUCAAAUCAAAGAAAUCCCAUUGAGAAUAAACCCUAUCAGUGCCCAGACUGUGGAAAGAGCUUUACUCGAAAGGACAGUUUCACUUCCCAUCAGAGAAUACAUACAGGGGGGAAACCCUAUCAGUGCUUGAUAUGUGGAAAGAACUUUGUUCAAAGAGGCCACCUCAUGGCCCAUCAAACAAUUCAUACAGGAGAGAAACCCUAUCGGUGCCAAGAGUGUGGCAAGAGCUUCAGAAAAAAGGACAGUUUAACUACCCAUCAGAGAAUCCAUACAGGGGAAGAACCUUAUCAGUGCUUAGAAUGUGGAAUGAGAUUCAGAGGUAAAAGCCAGCUCACAGUCCAUCAGAGAAGUCAUACAGGGGAGAAACCCUAUCAGUGCCAAGAGUGUGGCAAGAACUUCAGUCACAGCUGCCUGCUCAUUGUCCAUCAAAGAACUCAUACAGGGGAGAAACCCUAUCAGUGCCAAGAGUGUGGAAAGAGCUUCAGUCGAAAGGACAGUUUCACUUCCCAUCAGAGAAUUCAUACAGGGGGGAAACCCUAUCAGUGCUUGGAAUGUGGAAAGAGCUUCGUUCGAAAAGGCCACCUCAUGGCCCAUCAAACAAUUCAUACAGGAGAUAGACCCUAUCAGUGCCAAGAGUGUGGCAAGAGCUUCAGAAAAAAGGGCAGUUUAACUUCCCAUCAGAGAAUUCAUACAGGGGAAAAACCCUAUCAGUGCAUGGAAUGUGGCAAGAGCUUCAUUCGAAGAUGCCACCUCAUGGUCCAUCAAACAAUUCAUACAGGAGAGACACCCCAUCAGUGCUUGGAAUGUGGAAAGAGCUUCAGAAAAAAAGACAGUUUAACUUCCCAUCAGAGAAUUCAUUCAGGGGAAAGACCUUAUCAGUGCUUGGAAUGUGGAAGGGGCUUCAUUGACAGACGCCAGCUCACUGUCCACGAGAGGAUUCAUUCAGGGGAGAAACCCUACCAGUGCUUGCAAUGUGGAAAGAUUUUCACUUGGAAAAUAUGUUUCACUUCCCAUCAGAGAAGUCAUACAGGGGAGAAGCCAUAUCAGUGUUUCGAAUGUGGAAAGAGCUUCGUUCGCAGAGGCCUUCUCAGUGUCCAUAAAAGAAUUCAUACAGGGGAGAAGCCAUAUGAGUGCUUGGAAUGUGGAAAGAAAUUCACCCAGAGGGCCCAUCUCACAACCCAUCACAGAAUUCAUACAGGGGAGAAACCCUAUGAGUGCUUGGAAUGUGGAAAGAGAUUCAUUGAGAAGGCCAAACUCACAAUCCAUCAAAGAAUUCACAGCGAGGGGAAACUAUUUCAGUGCCAAGAAUGUGGAGAGAGCUUCAUACACCAGGCCCAUCUCGUUUCCCAUCAAAGAACUCACAUUGGGGGCAAAUUAUAGUACUGGAGACUUUUUAGGAGACUUUAGUUUGUAUGAGGUAAGGAUUGUAGCUGGGUUCCUUGCCCCAUCUGGUGCCCCAUAGCUAUUCCUAAUACGUACCCAGAACUGUGACUUAUAAGUUCUUGACCCAGGCCUUUAAUGCCUUCUUUACAGUUUCCUUUCUCUUGUCAGAUCAAGAUGAGCAGGUGACAGCAAAGGUUGCAAGGCUUUUAGCUGGGACAAUUAGAAUAAGAUCCACUAUUUGACUAUUGACUCAGAACCCUAAAAUGUGUUUUAUAUAAUGGAUUUUCAUUUUUAUUCUCUGUAUAUCGUAUUGUUGUUUUAUUGGUAUGGCCGGUGGCUGACGCAAAUAAAGAUUUAUUCAUUCAUUGAAUAUUUUCUUCAUGUCAUGCCCUGGGGUGAGGAAUAAGAGUGAUUUGGUGACACUGAUGAGGUUGCUGUCCAUGCUGAGCUUUCCUAGGAAGGAUUUGGUGUGAAAAUUGUGGUAGUUGAAUGAAUAUUAGAUAUUAUAGAUUUUGAUUCUGUUCGAAGUGUCCUAGUAUUUAUUGCAUUUAGCCUUUUCGAUAGAAUGUAUGAGGCUUGAUUUGUGUAUGCCUGCAUUUUGUAAUCCGCAUGCCACCCUCCUGCAUUGUGUAAAGCUGUGAUGUGUACAUUGCCUACCACUUCCAGCCUUAUCUGACCCUAGAAGGGCAGGUGAUGUUUUGGGAAAGAGGGAGGAGUUGAGCAACCACCAGGGUUAUAUUGUGACAUCUAAAGGACACUAGACAAAUAAAGUUUAUUUGAUAUACAGCGGAACCUUGUUUUUUUAGUGUCUUCGAAGCUGAACGUUUCGGUUUUCGAAUACUGCAAACUGGGAAGUAAUUGCCUCCGUUUUCGAAUGCACUUCAGAUGUCGAACAUCUUCCACUGCAUGUUUUUCAAUUUUUUUCCUUUGCACCUCAGUUUUUCAAAUGUCUUCUGUAACGGAUUAUAGUUCUACAUGGUGAUACCAAUAGUUAUACGUAAGUUUAUCUAGAGGUUCCACAUAUCACAAGAAGGGUUGUCUUUGCCUAUAGCAUUUUGUCAUAGUGAGAAAUGAAGGACGAAGAGGAUAAAUCAAUAAUGAUUAGAUGGGCACAAGACUUUGGACAUAAUCUACAAUUUGACGACUGGGAAAAGCUAUGGAAAGUAAUAUUGAAAUUUACACAUUGUUCUUUGUUGAAGGAAAAAUAUAUGAAAAUGAUGUAUAGAUGGUAUAUUACACCAGUCCAAAAAUGUAUAAAACUGGGAACAAGAUGUGUUGGAAAUGUAAAGAAAAAGAAGGGACUUUUUACCAUAUGUGAUAGGAAUGUAAGAGAAGUUAAAAAAUAUUGGGAAAUGAUGUGUAAUGAAUUGAAAAAAAUGUUUAAAAGGACUUUUGUUAAAAAGCCGGAAGCCUUUUUAUUAGGGAUUUUAGGACAACACAUACCAAAGAAGACUAAGAAUUUAUUUAUGUAUGCUACAACUGCGGCAAGAAUUUUGCUAGCACAAUAAUGGAAGAAAGAAGAAAUACUAAUGAAGGAACAAUGGCAAGAAAAAUUGAUGAGCUAUGUGGAACUGGCAAAAUUAACAUACAAACUUUGUUAAAAGGACAAUCGAGACUUUAAGCAAGAAUGGGAACUUUUUACAAGUUAUCUGAAGAAACAACAAAGAGACUUAGACUCACUGGCAGGAUUUGAAUAAACAUACUGUACACAAAUUGUAUUAGUAUAAUAUAAACUUGAACAUUAUAAAAAUAACAGUUACAAUUGUAAAACAUGCAGAAACAAUAUAGAUCUAUAAAACAGUUAUGGGAGCUGGGGGAAGUCCUGGGG
Zootoca vivipara (common lizard) is the source of this 4743-nucleotide messenger RNA. RefSeq names its product zinc finger protein 569 (gene ZNF569). NCBI's taxonomy places the organism in Eukaryota, Metazoa, Chordata, Lepidosauria, Squamata, Lacertidae. Gene Ontology annotation, biological process: regulation of transcription by RNA polymerase II. Gene Ontology annotation, molecular function: RNA polymerase II cis-regulatory region sequence-specific DNA binding; DNA-binding transcription factor activity, RNA polymerase II-specific. Gene Ontology annotation, cellular component: nucleus. The record is from RefSeq and is a predicted model, not a curated record.